This is a messenger RNA of Telopea speciosissima, 2130 nucleotides long. RefSeq names its product AP2-like ethylene-responsive transcription factor AIL1. Bases 151 to 1923 code for a protein of 590 amino acids. Gene Ontology annotation, biological process: regulation of DNA-templated transcription. The record is from RefSeq and is a predicted model, not a curated record. The transcript has 9 exons. Lineage: Eukaryota; Viridiplantae; Streptophyta; Magnoliopsida; Proteales; Proteaceae. Gene Ontology annotation, molecular function: DNA binding; DNA-binding transcription factor activity.
ACUAGAUUUGAUGAUAAUUUUUGAUAAUGGGUUUCAUGGGUUUUUCGAUUUCUGUUCUCUAACCUACUAGAUAAAACAGAACUUGGGCUUUGAAGUUUGAGCUCAAAAAAACGAACUAGAGAGAUAGUUUGUGGUUAUUAGUAAAAAAAUAUGAGUAACUGGUUGGGGUUUUCUUUGACUCCACACCUAAGCAUCGAUGAAGGUUUUGGUGGAGAUGGAGAGGGUGGUUUCUCCUCCUCUCAUUUGUCGGUCAUGCCUUUGCGUUCUGAUGGUUCUCUCUGUGUUUUGGAUCCAUUUAGGCGUUCUAAUGGAGGAGAUUGGAGAUACGAGAACAGCAUGGCUACUGUAACUAAUCCUGAUCGAGAAGGACCGAAGCUUGAAGAUUUCUUGGGCGGUUACUCCAACUCUACUCAAGAAAACAACAAUGUCUAUUUCCAAAGCAACCAACAACAACCUCUCCAUCAAAGAGAAGAGAAUCCCGACAAUGGUUGUGGGAUCAACAUGAACGUACCUCCAACCUUCAACAACAAUGGCGAGAGAGAAAAAUUUUCAAACCCAUCUCCAUUAAUCCAAUCUUACCAUUACAAUGAUAACCCACAUGCCUUAAUCCCUUCUGUUCCCCUUCAUGUUCCUCUAGAGAAUGCAACCUCAAUUUCUGGGUUCAAGUCAUGGUUGCGUCAAACACCAUUUUCAGGUGAUAAAUCCUCUUCUGAAGCAAACAACUGUAAUUUUGAAUCACUCUCCCUCUCUGUAAGCGCUGUCUCUGAGUGUGGAACUGCCAUAGCUGCCGGACCUUCAUCGUCGUCUGGCUCUGAGAACCGGAAGCGCCCUAUUAGCAAAGCUCUCACCCGAGAACCGGUUCCUCGUAAAUCAAUCGAUACAUUUGGACAAAGAACUUCUCAAUAUCGUGGCGUCACAAGGCAUCGAUGGACUGGGAGAUACGAGGCACAUCUAUGGGAUAACAGUUGCAGGAAGGAAGGACAAACAAGGAAAGGAAGACAAGUUUACCUUGGUGGGUAUGAUAAGGAAGACAAAGCAGCUAGAGCUUAUGACUUGGCUGCACUAAAGUACUGGGGUCCUACUACUCAUAUUAAUUUUUCGUUGAGCACUUAUGAGAAAGAGCUUGAAGAGAUGAAGAACAUGACCAGGCAGGAAUUUGUUGCCAGCCUAAGAAGGAAAAGCAGUGGAUUCUCUAGAGGAGCUUCUGUGUACAGAGGGGUGACAAGACAUCAUCAACAUGGAAGGUGGCAAGCAAGAAUAGGAAGGGUUGCAGGAAACAAGGACUUGUACCUUGGAACAUUCAGCACUCAAGAGGAAGCUGCAGAAGCCUAUGACAUCGCUGCAAUCAAGUUCCGAGGGACAAGUGCUGUGACAAACUUCGACAUUAGCAAGUACGAUGUUAAGCGGAUUUGCUCCAGCAGUACUCUCAUUACUGGUGACCUUGCCAAACGCUCUCCAAGGGACUCCAUUGCAGUUGUUCCCGAAGAUAACAACAGCUCAUCUGCAAACUCCUCAGCACCACCUCAAUCGCAUCUUGCCAUUACGAAUGGUGAGUCCUCGGAUGAUUUGGGGGAUGUGAUGUGGACCAACAGCACAGAAGUACAGCAGCAACAGAACCUUAAUUCCAGUAACACUGUGUCUUCAAUGAGCAAUCCAAAUUCUUCGAGCCUGCAAAGCUCGAAGCAGUCUGCUGCGUUACAGAAUGAGUAUGGAGUUGGCGGAGGUGAAUUCUCCCAAGCAUUCUUCUCAUUGCAUGAUCCUAAAUAUGAGGAUGACAACAAAGGUGGUGGUGGUGGUGAUGGUGGAGAAGACCAUAGUGUGAGCAACAGUGGGGGAGGAAAUGUGGAUUGGAUGGCAGCGAGUAGGCCAACGAAUCUAUCAACAGUUCAUCAACUUCCACUUUUUGCGUUGUGGAAUGAUUGAGGAGUGGAGGAGAUUGAAAGAAAUCAGAGGUAGCAGUGCAUAGGGGAAUGAGAAUGAGGAACUAGUUGGUUAGCUAGGCAUCUUAAAAUGGUAUAAAUACUAGGAACAGCUUAUUCUGCAGAGUUCAUCAAAAAUUUUACUAUGUACAUGAAACUCAAAAACUCUGAUCUAGUUCUAACCGUCCUUGCUUUUAACUGGUAAUCUGAA